CUGAUGGUGCAAAAACACAUGGAGACUCUUCAGAGCUGGUGCGGCGCUAGCGCAGGCUUUGUCGCCUUGGAACGGUUGACGGAUCUCCUGUUGGUGGAAGGGUUGUCCGACCUCCAGCAGAAACAACACGAUUUUGUUCAGAUCGAGACCACCAAAGGCCUGAGGAAUGCCUCCAAGAAGAUCCCCUUGGAGAAGCUCUUCCUGCCUCUGUCCAAAUUCAGCAUCCCUCCCAGAAUCUCGGUGACCAUUGGAGUCUCUGGCAUUGGCAAGAGCACUUUGGUGAAGCUCUUCGUCCACACCUGGGCAAAGGGAGAGAUAGGCAAGGAUUUUAUGUUUGUGUUGCCUCUCACCUUCCGGGAACUGAACGCUUAUGACAAACUCUCAGCCGAGCGGCUGAUCCGGCUGGCGUUCCCACACUUAGCAGAACUGAGCUUCCUCUCCAUGGGCACGGCCAAGACGCUCCUGAUCUUGGACGGCCUGGAUGAAUUUAAGACUCCGUUAGAUUUUUCCAACACGGUUGCUUGCACGGACUUCCGAAAGGAGAUCCAGGUGGACAACUUGAUCACCAACAUCAUCCGAGGCAACCUGCUACAAGACAUUUCCGUCUGGAUCACCUCUCGGCCUACAGCAACCAGCCAAAUCCCCGGCGGUCUAGUGGACCGGAUGACUGAAAUCCAAGGCUUUGGAGAUGCGGAGAUCAAAGACUAUUUACAUCACGUGUUCAUUGAGAACCAAAACUUAGCGGAUUCGGUGAUGCAGCAUCUCAGGGUCAACAGAUCUUUGUAUAUCUUGUGCACCGUGCCAGCGUUUUGCUGGAUUUGGGGGUCCUCGAUAGGCUACUUUCUAAAGAGUGCCGAUAGCUCUCCAGAAAUGUCCGCUGUUCCGAAGACUUUGUCAGAAAUCUAUUCCUACUACUUUAAAAUGGUCCUGUGUAGCGACUGGCAAGGAAAGCCGAAGGAAGUCCUCAGGAUAGAACAGGUGGUGAAUAACUGCAAGAAGAUGAUGAGCUGUUUAGGCCGACUGGCGUUCUACAGCCUGAUCAAGAGAAAGUACAUGUUUCACGAGCAGGACAUGAAAGCCUACGGCGUAGACCUCUCUUCUCUUCAAAUCAGCUUGUGCAGCAGACUCUUGCUUAAGGAAGAGACAUCAUUUUCCACCAUUUACUAUUUCCCCCAUUUAACGUUUCAGGAAUUUCUGGCAGCCACUUACUAUUAUUCCGCGGCAAAGCGUGCCCUUUUUGAUCUCUUCGUGGAGAGCGGUAUGUCUUGGCCAAAGCUGGGUUUCCUGAACCACUUUAAAAAUGCUGUCCAGAGAUCUCUCCAGUCUGAGGAUGGACAUCUGGACAUCUUUGUGCGCUUCCUGGCCGGCCUCCUCUCCCCACAGGUGAACAAAGCUCUGGCGGAUUGGUUCUUGGUGAAGGAUGAACACCACAGCUACCGGAGUCACGUGAUCAGCCUCCUCGAGAACCUUCUGGGAGUGGACCAGACCGUCUCCUGCAGGACUGUCAACCUCAUGCGGUGUUUGCAUGAGAUCCACCAUGUGGAAGCUGCCAUCAAUGUCGAGGAGGCUAUGAAAACAGAGACCCUGUCUGGGAUGUUGACACCCGCCAAUUGCUCUGCAUUGGCUUACCUCCUGCAGACCUCAGAAGUGUGCGCAGAAGAGGCGAAUCUGUACAACUGCCUCACCUAUCAUGCCUUCCAAAGCCUUCUCUCUCAGCUCCUGUACUGUAGUAAUCUCAGGUUGGACUACAACCAGUUUAAAGACAGUGCCAUGGACCUUCUGGGCAGCGUGCUGAGCGGAAAGGAUUGUCAGAUUCAGAAAAUCAGCUUGGCAGAAAACCAGAUUGGAAACAAGGGUGCUAAAGCCCUUGCCAGGUCGCUGAUGGUUAACAGGAGCCUGAUGGCGCUGGAUCUUCGGAGUAACUCCAUUGGACCCCAAGGAGCAAAGGCACUUGCUGACGCACUGAAAAUCAACCAAUGCUUGCUUUCUCUAAACCUCCAGAACAACGUGAUCAAGGAAGACGGUGCCACAUGCCUGGCCGAGGGUCUGGUCAGCAACCACACGCUGAAGACUCUGCACCUCCAGAAGAUCUCGGUGGGACCCCUGGGCUCGAGGAAAAUAGCAGAAGCGCUGAAGAAGAACCGGGGACUCCAGGAGCUCAUAUUGUCCGGGAACUCUGUUGGUGACGUAGGUGCAACAGCCCUGGCGGAAGCGCUGAAGGUGAACCGCACCCUUCUGACCCUGGAACUCCAGAGCAAUUCGAUCAGUGACACGGGGGUUACUGCGCUCACCCGAGCCCUCUGUGAGAAUCAAGGGCUCACAAGCCUCAACUUGCGGGAGAACUCCAUAAGCCAAGACGGAGCUCAGGAAAUUGCCGGUGCCCUUCGAGCGAACAGCACCCUGCGAAAUUUGGACUUGGCUGCCAACCUACUGCACGACGAAGGUGUCCAGGCCAUUGCGAUGGCGCUGAAGGAGAACCAGGCGCUUACUUCCCUGCAUUUGCAGUGGAACUUCAUUCAGUCCAAAGCAGCCACGGCCCUGAGCCAAGCUCUGCAAGUCAACAAGAGCCUCACCCUCUUAGAUUUACAGGAAAAUACAAUUGGAGAUGAAGGGACGGCUGCCCUGGCUUCUGCCCUGAGGGUGAACUCAACACUCACGGAUCUCUACCUCCAGGCGGCGCUGGUCGGCGAGAGCGGAGCCAGAGCUCUGGGGGAGGCCUUGAUUGCUAACGAGAGCCUUGCAACGCUCGACUUGAGAGGAAACUCUAUUGGUUUGGCGGGAGCGAAAGCCAUGGCCAACGCCUUGAAAGUGAACUGCACCCUGCGCAGGUUGAACCUCCAGGAGAACGCCCUGGGCAUGGAUGGCGCCAUUUGCAUCGCCACAGCUCUGACCGGAAGCCACAGACUCACCUACAUCAACUUACAAGGAAAUCAAAUAGGUGAGUCAGGAGCCAAGGUGAUCGCUGAUGCCAUCCGGACCAACGCCCCCAACUGUGUCGUAGAGAUGUGAGAGGGAUUCCGCUGGAGGUGGCCGGGGAGCCCAGGCACUCCGCAGCUUGGGAGCGCGCCUUCUCCGAGCAUGGUCCGCUCAUGGAGGAUGUGCCGGGAAAGGAAAGGUCGUCUGGGAGCAGCAGGCAGAUGCAAUGGGCAGUCCUAAGCCAGGGUAUGGCCUAGGCCAAAGGCACCUGCGGACGAGAAUGGCCCACCUCGAUGUCACUGUCAUUCCGGGCGUCUGUUCCUGCCGAUGGUGCGCUUGGGUGGUCCAGACAUUUUGCAGAGGAUACUUACAAGUGGCCAAUGACUGGACUGCAUCUUCCAUUUUGGCUGAAGACAUUUGUUAAUCUACCAUUGCUGAGAACAGGCGGCACAGGCACCCACCCAAACAUAAGAAGAAACAAGAUGGGGUGGGUGGGA
Elgaria multicarinata webbii is the source of this 3413-nucleotide messenger RNA. RefSeq names its product NLR family CARD domain containing 3 (gene NLRC3). Gene Ontology annotation, cellular component: cytosol. NCBI's taxonomy places the organism in Eukaryota, Metazoa, Chordata, Lepidosauria, Squamata, Anguidae. Bases 4 to 3009 code for a protein of 1001 amino acids. Gene Ontology annotation, biological process: negative regulation of canonical NF-kappaB signal transduction; intracellular signal transduction. The transcript is spliced from 16 exons. Gene Ontology annotation, molecular function: protein binding. The record is from RefSeq and is a predicted model, not a curated record.